AAUGCUGGAGCGGCAUUGAGUUUCAGGAAAGUUCAGGGGCGGGGCGUCUGGAUGAAGUACACUCAGGGGUUGCAGAGUUGCCUUUGUUUUCGGACAAGUCUGCCCAGGUGUCUUUGUUUUUUCCAACUGCUGAUGCUCAUAACUUACAUUUCCCCCUAAAAUAGUUACUUAUUUCCAGCAUCCCCACCUCUGCAAGGAUUAACGGAGACAUGUCGCCACUUCAGAUUCUCGCGGUCCUCCUGCUGCCAAGUGCUUGGUGCCAGAGCGGCGACCAUAGGCAGCAGGGAGGGCUGGUGGAGACCAAGAACUUCACCUACCCGGCGGGCUCCCGGGCCGUGCUGCCCUGCCACAGCCCCCGCAUGGUGUGGACCCGGGACCGGCUGCGAGACCGCCAGAGGGUGGUCCACUGGGACCUGGUCCGCACCGCCCCCGAGUACUCUGUGGAGCGGCUCCUGGACAUGUCCCCCGGGGACGGGCCCCAGCCCCACCAGAGGCUCUACAACGCCUUCAACAAGGGCCGUGUGUCCGUCCCGCAGACGGCCUUCAGCGACGGGAACUUCUCCCUCGUCAUCAACAACGUGUCCAACGCAGACAGAGGGGUCUACACGUGUAACCUGCACCACCACUACUGCCAGGUCCACCAGUCCGUUAAGAUCCAGCUCAACGUCACCAAAUCAGCCCGUAAGGAGAAGCGCUACUGGGACGGCGAGCGCACGGUGUUCGUGGUGCUCCUGGGCCGCUCGGUGGCGCUGCCCUGCGUCAACCGGCGCCCCCUGUGGCGGGACGGCCUGCAGGAGGACCAGCAGCAGGUGGCCCACUGGGACUACCAGGCCCCCGGCGUGCGCCAGGACCGGGCGGACCGCCUGGUGGACCUCUACGCCUCGGGCGAGCGGCGGGAGUACGGGCCGGUGUUCACCCCCGGCAAGAUGAGCCUGGAGGAGGACGCCUUCUCCGACGGGGACUUCUCCCUGAGCAUCGCGCACCUGGAGCCCGAGGACCGGGGGCUGUACUCCUGCCACCUGCACCACCACUACUGCGGCGUGUACGAGAGGCGCAUCUUCCGGCUGACCGUGGGACCCCCCCGGCGGCGCUCUCCCACUGCUCCUUCCCCUCCUCCUCCUCCUCCUCCUCCUCCUCCCCCUGCUCCCCCCGUGCCGACCUCGGCCCCCAGGGUCCCUGCCCGCGCCGAGCCCGACUUCAGCAAGGAGAGAGGCACCAACGAGGUGGAGAUGCCAAGAGUGGUGAACGUCAUCCUUCCAGAGCAGCAGGGUCACAUGACGCAGCAGCUGGGUUACAUCCUGGCUACCUUCUUCCUGCUGGCCCUCCUCCUAGCCGCCAUCAUUGUGCUUACGCGGCGACGCAGAAAGAGAGAGACAGACUACGAACUCCGCACAUAUGAUCGAGGCCAUGAGCUCUGUGUUGGUGAGGUGUCGAUGACCAGCACAGAGAUGAAGACUUGCCAUCAGGAACCUCUGAAUUCAAAUUACAAGAACAACCUACUGAAGGAGAUGGACAUGUCCAAAGGCUGCAAUCAGGACUUGGAGGGGAAGAUGUGGAUGUGAUGUGAGAUUGGUGGAUUGCUACUGGCAGGUCCAGGGCAGUGGAGAGAGGAAUAAGUGGGAGGACGAGGCCAUGCAGAAACCAAAGAUGGGCGACUGUGUAAGGACAGGAGGAUAAUUCCCUCUGCUCUGAUUCUGGCUCAGCUAGAAUGUUUAGGAAAAUAAUUGUUUUUUAAAGUUUUAUACACAUUUGGUUCUCUUUAACUACAAUAUGGUUUAACAUAUCUUUUUGUCGUUACGUUUUCGUAAGUAUCUUGUCACAUCAUUUUACAUUACAUAUUUGGUUCUUUCUCAAGUGGUUCUAAAGUGCAUGCUUUGCUUGUUGUAUGUGUGUAGUUUAUGUCUGUGUGCUUACACAGCCUCAACAUGUGUGCACUUUAUUGUACACAAUUCAUCUUAAAGAUUAAUGAAUUAUAAUACUUUUUAACACAAUAUGCUUUACUGUAAUACAGAACUCUUCCGCUAAAAUCAUUGGUUAAGCACAAUGUAUUUAGGCAGUAUUUGAUGAUUUUUGAAGUGAAUAUAACAGAGGUUUCCCGUUUUUAUAGGAUGCCUCAAUAUUACCAACAAGAAAUACUCUUUUCAACAUACUUCAUAAUUCAUAGGAAAUAUAAACAGGGAAAUAAGAAAACGAUUUCACACCCAUAAAACUCAAUUGCAUUGUGAAUUAUCACAAUAAGAAUGUAAGGAAGAUGGACUGAAUCUGACACAACUCAGGAAUUAAGUAGGUAAAAUAGUCUAUCCUCUUCCAUCUAAAUAUUUGUUAUUAUUUAUGUAGGUUGGUUUUACAAGCAAACAUUGUUUUAAAGAAACCCUGGUUGGCUUUCUAUAAUUGGAUCUGCUGGUAAAUGCAUGCACACUUUUCGUAUACAACCUCUAUAAACUUUGUUGUCAUGGGGUACUUAAUCACCUACUUUGUUUAAGACAAACACAACCUCGAGUGCCUUUUUCUAUUGCGUUCUUUUUUUCAAUAAAGGACUCUUGUUUUUGCACGAUGUAAA
This is a messenger RNA of Gadus macrocephalus (Pacific cod), 2560 nucleotides long. RefSeq names its product matrix-remodelling associated 8b (gene mxra8b). Gene Ontology annotation, biological process: establishment of glial blood-brain barrier; cell adhesion. The record is from RefSeq and is a predicted model, not a curated record. Gene Ontology annotation, cellular component: cell surface; membrane. NCBI's taxonomy places the organism in Eukaryota, Metazoa, Chordata, Actinopteri, Gadiformes, Gadidae. Bases 210 to 1562 code for a protein of 450 amino acids. The transcript is spliced from 10 exons.